AUGAUGUCCAGGGUUAUCUCAGCUGUCUAUCUGGUGGUGUGGGUCAGUUCUUGUGCCUUCACCUCGGCAGACCAGUACUUGACCAGAGCUCUGGAGCUGAUGUCUGAGACGCCACUCAUCGAUGGCCACAACGACCUGCCAUGGCAGCUUCUAAAGAAAUUCAACAAUGAGCUCAACCUAGUGGAUCUCAACACCCUCGAAUCAACACACACCAACAUCCCCAAGAUCAAAGAGGGACGGCUGGGAGCGCAGUUCUGGUCAGCCUACGUUCCAUGUGAGACUCAGUACAAAGAUGCCGUCAGACAAACACUGGAGCAGAUCGAUGUGAUUCACAGGAUGUGCCAAAAAUACCCAGAAACCUUCAUGUUCGCCACCAGCAGCAAAGACAUCAUGGACGCCUUCAACAUGAACAAGACAGCCAGUCUGAUCGGGGUGGAGGGGGGUCAUUCUUUGGACAGCAGUCUGGGAACCCUCCGCGUCAUGUACCAGCUGGGGGUCCGCUACCUGACUCUCACACACUCCUGCAACACACCGUGGGCGGAUAACUGGCUUGUUGACACUGGAUCAGAGCCAUCUGAACAUAAUGGCCUAUCUCCAUUUGGCAAGCAACUGGUAGUGGAGAUGAACCGGCUGGGGAUGCUGAUCGACCUGGCUCAUGUGACCGUGGCCGUCAUGAACCAGGUGCUGGAUAUGUCCAAAGCUCCCGUCAUCUUCAGCCACUCCUCUGCCUACAGCAUCUGUCAGCAUAAGAGGAAUGUCCCUGAUGAUGUUCUCAAGAGAGUCAAUCAAACCGGCGGAAUCGUCAUGGUGAACUUCUACAACGACUACGUGACCUGCAGCAAGACCGCGAAGCUCUCGGAUGUUGCUGAUCACUUUGACCAUAUCAAGAAAGUGGCCGGGGCGGGUAUCAUCGGUUUUGGCGGAGAUUAUGACGGAGUAACCAGAUUACCUGAGGGUCUGGAGGAUGUGUCCAAGGUGCCCAAUCUGGUGGCUGAACUGCUGAGAAGAGGAUGGACCGAUGAAGAGGUUAAAGCUGCUCUGGGAAACAACCUGCUCCGCGUCCUGAGAGAGGUCGAGAAGGUCCGUGACAGUCAGAGUGGUCUGAGUCCAGAUGAUGUUCCUAUUCCGUACGAGGAGGUGAAGACCCCAUGCAGGACGAGCUUCUUCUACCCCAGCUCCGGAGCCGUCCAAUCCCACAGUGCACUGGGCCUCCUGCUCACACUGGCUAUGCCGCCUCUUAUCACAUUAACAGUGUAA
Molecule: messenger RNA, 1257 nt
Organism: Limanda limanda (common dab)
Lineage: Eukaryota; Metazoa; Chordata; Actinopteri; Pleuronectiformes; Pleuronectidae
Gene: dpep1
Product: dipeptidase 1
Exons: 10
Coding region: 1-1257 (418 amino acids)
Biological process (GO): proteolysis
Molecular function (GO): metallodipeptidase activity
Source: RefSeq, a predicted model, not a curated record